Cannabis sativa is the source of this 1137-nucleotide messenger RNA. RefSeq lists its product as uncharacterized. The transcript has 2 exons. Lineage: Eukaryota; Viridiplantae; Streptophyta; Magnoliopsida; Rosales; Cannabaceae. The record is from RefSeq and is a predicted model, not a curated record. Gene Ontology annotation, molecular function: RNA-DNA hybrid ribonuclease activity; nucleic acid binding. Bases 1 to 1137 code for a protein of 378 amino acids.
AUGACUUUGGAUAAGUCAUUACCCUCAUCAGCUAGUGAUGUGUUCUCAACAUGGUGGAAGCAAUUCUGGGGAUUAAAAAUACCCAGGAAAAUUUUACAUUUUGCGUGGAGGGGUUUCCAUGAAAUCUUGCCAACGCGUAUUGGAUUGGAAAAAAGAAAAAUAGUUUCUAAUAAUUCAUGUGAGUUAUGUGGAUUUGGAGGAGAGUCUAAUGCUCAUGCUAUUUUCCGGUGUCCCUUUGCACAAGAAAUUUGGAAACUUCUGGAGUUUACAUUUCUACAUGAGGUGAGAGAGGUAAUUGAUUUUAAAAAUGUGAUAUUAUAUGCUGCUGAGGUGGUAGAAAAGGAUUUGUUUGAGAAAAUUAUUAUUAGUGCUUGGGCCAUAUGGACGGAGAGAAACAAAAUUACUCAUGGUCAACAUUUAGGACAACCACAACAGAUUGUUAAUUGGAUUGACAGUUAUUAUGGAACUGUUGUAUCUGCUCGUGAUGGAGCCAAGGUUAGUAGCCUUCCUAUUCAAAGAAAUAGAAAUAAUUCAGAAGUUCUACAUAGGGAUCCUCAAGAAGAACAGAGACAUACAAUACUUAUGGUUGAUGCAGCAGUAUUGAAUAAUACAAGUUCAGUUGGUUUAGGGGCUAUUAUCCUUUCAGAAGAUAGAAGGGUGAGGGCAGCAGUUUGCAAGCCUCUCAAAGCAUUGUUGAUUUUAUCGUUUUGGGGUUGCGUCUCUUGUGGUAGUUUGCCUUUAACUUUGACUCAUAAUUUUCAUUGUGGUGUUUUCUGGUUUGUUAUGUCUUCAGGAAGUAUCUCUGUUUUACAAGCGGAGACCUUGGCACUUUUGUUUGGACUUAAUUGGGCUCUUUCAUGCGGAAUCCAAAUUAAAAAAGUUUUUUCCGAUUCACUGUCUCUAGUCACAGCUAUAAACAAAGGAAAGGUUUUUUUCAACGAGCUGGGUGUGCUUUUUGAGGAUGUCAUAGCUUUAUUGUCUAAACUCCCGGGAGCAGUUUUGUCCCAUGUGGCUCGGAAUAUGAAUUCUGCAGCACAUGGUUUGGCAAAACAUGCUCUUCGGUUAGACAAUGAGCUAUCCUGGUUCGAGGAGGUGCCGCCGCCGAUUGUGGAUUGCUGCUUUGUUAAUCAUGUGUGA